AUGCCGGCGACCGUGCUGACCGGCAUCGUGACGAAGGCGGGCGUCAUGGCCAAGACCGUGACGAUGACCGUCGAAAAGAUCAAGAUGCACCCGAAACUGCUCAAGACGUACGUGCGCCACAAAAAGUACCUCGUGCACGACCCCGACUCGACGCUCCGCAUCGGCGAGCGCAUCUCGGCACAGGCAUGCCGCCCGCUGAGUGCGCGCAAGCGCUUCACGCUGCUCGAGCGUCUCGGAUUCAAGGAUAUGCCGGUGACGCACGGCGAGGGCGGCGCAGAGGCCGACCAGCUCCGCCGCCUCAAGGCCGACGCCGCAAUGUCGGCUGAGCAGCGCGAGCGCCUGCGCAUCGAACAGCGCGUCAAGAACGAGAUGCGUGGCCGCCCGUAG
Molecule: messenger RNA, 387 nt
Organism: Malassezia japonica
Lineage: Eukaryota; Fungi; Basidiomycota; Malasseziomycetes; Malasseziales; Malasseziaceae
Exons: 2
Coding region: 1-387 (128 amino acids)
Biological process (GO): translation
Cellular component (GO): ribosome; mitochondrion
Molecular function (GO): structural constituent of ribosome
Source: RefSeq, a predicted model, not a curated record